AUGUUGCCUGACCGAACGUUGGCACAUAUUAAAGAAAAAUCUGCCCCAGACCGAAAAAUGUGUAAAGAAAGAAUAACUUUUUUGGUAUGUACCAAUGGAGAUGGUAGCCACAAACUAAACUUGUUAGUUAUUGGAAAGCCUAAGAACCCUAGAUCAUUUGAGAAUGUUCAGAUUCCACUUGAAUACAAGUCAACUAAGAACUCUUGGAUGACAUCUGCUUUAUUUAAACAAUGGUUUCACGAAUCGUUUGUAAAGCAAGUGAAGACUUUUCUAAGAAGUCGAAACCUGGAAGAAAGGGCUUUGUUGAUUGUUGAUAAUGCGCCUUCUCAUGCAACAAAAGAAGAAUUAGUUAAUGAAGAUGGAAAUAUAGUGACAAUGUUUUUGCCUCCCAACUGCACAGCAUUAAUCCAACCAAUGGAUCAAAAUGUUAUCCGUUUAACAAAGAUGCAUUACCGCAAUAGUAUUUUGGCUACCAUUAUUUCUUCAGACGAACAAGACAUUACCAAAAGAUUAAAGUCAGUGACUCUUAAAGAUGCUAUGUUUAUUUUAAAUGAUGCGUGGAGCAAAAUCCCUUCAAAGACCAUAGAAAAAUGCUGGCGCAAUAUUUUAUCAAAAACCACCCAAGCUGUUUCAUCUGAUACAGAGUAUGAUUCCGACGAUUUGAUGCCACUAAGUGUAUUGAAGGAAAAAAUUGGCCAACAAAACUUAACCGAUAACAUUCAAGAUAAUAUAUCUGGCAGGCUUAAUCAACUAGGAGGAAAAGAAACUUCAUUUACACAUUUGGAUGUAAAUCAGUGA
This is a messenger RNA of Anthonomus grandis grandis, 798 nucleotides long. Its product is annotated as jerky protein homolog-like. The record is from RefSeq and is a predicted model, not a curated record. Lineage: Eukaryota; Metazoa; Arthropoda; Insecta; Coleoptera; Curculionidae. Gene Ontology annotation, cellular component: nucleus. Gene Ontology annotation, molecular function: DNA binding. Bases 1 to 798 code for a protein of 265 amino acids. The transcript has a single exon.